GCACCUUCGACAUCGUCGGCAGCGCUGCCGCCACGGUCGCCGCCAUCGCGGACCCCGACGGCGCAGCCGCUACAGCGGCCAAGACGGCCUCUCCAGCGGCCAAGGCGGGUCCCAGGCAGCCGCCUGGGCCGCCACCAGCCCCCAAGCCGCCGCCGCCAGCCCCCAUCGGGGCCGCGCCCGACCACCGCUACAACAACGACGGGGAGCAGGCGCGGAGCGGGUGGAGCUCGAGAGUGAUGAGGAUGGCCGACCAUUGGGCGCAGAGCAACUGGCAAGCGAUCGAGCUGAUCAUCCAGGGCACGAAGCUCGGGGAGAUCGCGAGUGGCACGGGCUACUGGUACGAGCGCGCCGUGGAGGUCUUCGAGGCGUACGAGGCGGGAGACUGGAGCGCGUGCGAGGCGCUCUUGGAGGCGGCUCGCACCGAGUUCGACAGCAUCACGAAGACCAAGGGCCAGAGCAAGGGCAGGCACCCGAUUAG
Messenger RNA from Prorocentrum cordatum, 478 nucleotides. Lineage: Eukaryota; Dinophyceae; Prorocentrales; Prorocentraceae. The record is from the annotation of a GenBank genome assembly.